GGAGAGAGAGUGUAAAACGGUGCGUUUCGCUGAGGAGCAAACAUAGUCUGCGCUGCAUCCACCAUUAAACCCUAAGGAAACCCAAUUGAGCAAGGACUGAGAGAGAUGAUGGCAAGGAACCCUAACCGUUUGAUCUCCGCCGGAGCUGGGCUCGCGAGAAGGCUCUGUACUGCGGCAGCGGCGACGGAGCCGGAGGAGGUGGCGGUGCAGGCGGCGAGCCGAAGUGUAAGACAACCGCGGCUCUAUCAUCGGUUGUCAGCUUUGGGAGCCACCGGCGGGAGUGUGGCAGAUACGUUAAACGAGCACAUCAAGGAGGGAAAAUUAAUUGCAAAGCAUGAGCUCUCAAGUUGCAUCAAGCAGCUGCGGAAGUACCGUCAGUUCCAGCAUGCACUUGAGAUAAUGGAUUGGAUGGAGAAUAGGAAGAUUUUCUUCUCCUAUGCUGACUAUGCAGUACGCCUGGAUCUUUUAUCAAAAACCAAGGGGUUAGCCACAGCUGAGGAAUACUUCAACAACCUCUCACCAUCAGCAAAGAACCUAUUAACUUAUGGAACUCUUCUAAACUGCUAUUGCAAAGAAAAAAUGGAAGAGAAGGCAUUGGCUCUCUUUGAGAAGAUGGAUGAAUUGAACUUUGCUUCUACUUCUUUGACGUUUAACAAUCUAAUGUCCCUACAUAUGAGAUUGGGCAAGCCAGAGAUGGUUCCUCCCCUAGUAGAUGAAAUGAAGAAGAGGAGCAUCUCUCCAGACACCUUUACUUAUAAUAUCUUGAUGCAGAGCUAUGCACGUUUAAAUGAUAUCGAGGGUGCAGAGAGAGUUUUAGAGGAGAUUAAAAGGGAGAAUGAAGACAAGCUCAGUUGGACAACUUAUAGUAACCUUGCUGCAGUUUAUGUCAAUGCUAGGCUUUUUGAGAAAGCGGAGUUAGCUCUUAAAAAGCUAGAGGAAGAGAUGGGCUUUCAUGACCGUCUGGCUUACCAUUUUCUUAUUAGUCUUUAUGCUGGCAUUAAUAAUCUUAGUGAGGUUAAUCGGGUAUGGAAUUCUUUGAAGUCAGCUUUUCCAAAAACUAAUAAUAUGAGCUAUUUCAUUAUGCUUCAGGCUCUUGCUAACCUUAAUGAUGUGGAUGGCUUAAAAAUUUGUUUUGAGGAAUGGAAGUCAAGUUGCUUCAGUUUUGAUGUGAGGUUAGCAAAUGUUGCCGUUAGGGCUUUCCUAGGAUGGGAUAUGAUCAAAGAUGCUGAAUCAAUCCUUUAUGAGGCUGUUAAGAGAUCUUCAGGACCCUUUUAUACUGCACUGGACAUGUUCAUGGCUCACCACUUGAAGGUCCGUGAAAUUGAUACGGCUCUGAAAUACAUGGAAGCAGCUGCUUCUGAAGUAAAGAACAAUGAAUGGCAGCCAGCCCCAGAACGAGUACUGGCAUUUCUGAAGUAUUUUGAGGAAGAGAAAGAUGUGGAGGGUGCUGAGAAGUUCUGCAAGAUCUUAAAGAACAUCAGUGGUCUUGAUUCAAAUGCCUACCAACUUUUGCUUCAAACUUAAGUAGCUGCUGGCAGAACAGAACCCGAGAUGCGGAAGAGGAUGAAGGAGGAUGAUAUUGAAGUGGACUCCAAGGAUUUGCUUCAAAGGGUUGGCCCUGAAUAGAUCAGAGUCUGUAGGGUAGUCCUCCAGAACAAGACAAAUGUUAAAACUUCUUUAAUUCUUUCAUUUAGUGAAUCUGCAAUCUGCACAGUUGAUGGAUGCAGCAACUCCUGAAGCUGCUGUCACUUGAGUCAUCACGUAUGAGUUUCAAGAGUUGUAUCUGAGCUUGGUUGUUGUGAUAAUGCUUUAUAUGAUGUGGGGCUGAACUGUGGCAAUGGAUCUGAACAGAAUAGAAUUUAGAGGGAUUGCCUAAGUGCCUGGAGAAUAUUGUCAAUUCAUUGGCAGACUGGACCCUGCAUUUCCUUAGGCUCAAGGUGUUGUUUAUAAUGUCUUCAUUCUAAACCUAAGGAAUGGUUUUGCGGUAUUCUGCAUUUUGAAGUGAAACUGAUGAGUGAUUUUAUGAAUAACAUUUUCAUCUC
This is a messenger RNA of Vitis vinifera (wine grape), 2042 nucleotides long. Its product is annotated as pentatricopeptide repeat-containing protein At1g02370, mitochondrial. Gene Ontology annotation, molecular function: protein binding. The transcript is spliced from 2 exons. NCBI's taxonomy places the organism in Eukaryota, Viridiplantae, Streptophyta, Magnoliopsida, Vitales, Vitaceae. Gene Ontology annotation, cellular component: mitochondrion. The record is from RefSeq and is a predicted model, not a curated record. Bases 106 to 1524 code for a protein of 472 amino acids.